Messenger RNA from Amoebophrya sp. A25, 1937 nucleotides. The record is from the annotation of a GenBank genome assembly. NCBI's taxonomy places the organism in Eukaryota, Dinophyceae, Syndiniales, Amoebophryaceae.
CCGGAAAAAACGCAGGAGCAAUUGACAACACCUGUUCUUUAUGACAAAAAGGUCGAUCCGAAUGCUGCUCAGGGGAAUACAGAAAAAUCCUCUGGAGUUGCAGAAAGUGGCGAUGCAGCUGAUGUUGCGGUUGCAGAGGAGAUACCUGUAGAUGUUGGUGGCGAGCGUGCGUUCCUGGCCCAAGUGACUCUUGACGAUCGUGAACAGAACUACGGAAAUAAGAACUCUGAAAAAGAAGACAAUGGUAGUCCUGAAGCUGGAAACGAGAAUGAAGGAGAAACUACAGAAGUAGGAAAGGGAAAAGCCGGUGUUGAAGAAGUUGCUCGUGACGAAAAGAACGAACAAGAGGUGGGGCUGCCGCUGCUUGGAAUUCGCUCGUCCAGUGUUACCAGGAGAUCUAACCGUGCAUCGAUUAUUCCACCUGAUUUCACGGGAUUCAAAUCAGUAGCGCAGAUCGAGAUGGUUGUAUCCGCUUUAGAGGACUUGGAGGAUGUCUUUGCGAAUCUACACAUCCAAGCAGCUGCAACAGAAGAAAUUCGUCGUAAAUCUUCUAAGGUUGACAUCGCGGCCCCGCUUCCGGAGGACCUUAGACUUUCUACGACAGAGGAACAAAGCGGCUGCGAAAGCAAGAAAACCACGCCGCGAGCUCAACAUGUCGCGUUCCCGGAACAGAGGCUGUCUCUCGAAGAAGAAGUAGGAACGGUUCCGGCUGAGGAUGCAGAGGCAGAUGUUGAUGGACCGAUGGAGCCGCCUGGUAUAACACUUGUGGAAGUCAAAACUGAAGCGAACGACAUGACUGGUGUGAAGGUUAAUACAGAGGCAGGAAUUACUGCGGAAACGGAAGCAAACGACAGGAUCGGGGAGAGAAUUGAAAUCCUGAAUGUGGAUACUGCUGAAGUUGGUGAAAAUGCAACAGGCGCCGAAACUACAAAAGUGGGAGAAGAACCGCAAAAGAAGAAUAGCAAAAAGCUUGAAAAGAGCGACGUUGUUGAAGAGGCCGGGAGAAGCAUAGAGAGUUCUCGUCCACCUAGAAUCCAGGCGGAAUCAGAAGAAUCGGACGUUCUUGACGUCGUAGCCGAUGGCGGCGAAGCACUUGCGGACAGCCCCAGCUCUGUAGCUGGACGGGAGUCCUCAGGGCGCCAAAGGAAUCCUAGUACUACAGGAGCGAGAAAGAGAUCGAUGAGGGAUCUGGCGUCCAUAAAAAAAGAAAUCCAAGGGACUUACGGAGAUCUACAUUCCCAGCACAGUCGACCAGGAACAACAAGGCAUGCGACUCAGCCCUCGUCUGCUGAUGCAAACGCAGUUGUAAUGUUUCGCUUUUCUCCACGCGGAGGGCGAGGCGGAAUCAGGCAGAAUGCUUCUUUCUCGUCGUCAUUACUGCGCAAAACCGACAUUGAUAUCGAUUCGCUUCUAGAAGACGACCACCCAUCUUUUGCCAAUGAGAUGUCCACUAGCAAUGAGCAGAGGCGUUCCUCUUUCUCCCUGGCGAAUGUUGUUGAUGGAGAUGGAAGAAGUACAAAAGAAAGCAGAGGAUCUACUUCUACUGCUGUAACCGCGUGGGACGCAGUAAAUAUGCCAACUGCUCGCUCCGAUGGCACAGCAUUUCGUGAAGAAACUGGUGGUGGAGGGAGAAGAAGUAGCGUUAACAGAAAUGACCAGCUCCAGGAAGGCCAGAGCCGUCGAAGCCUCUCAGCGGAUGCGACUAGAAAAAGCAGACGAGUGAGGGCUUCUGAUGUUAUCGGAAUCCCAACUGCAGCUGGCUCUUCGCUAAGAGGCUACCGCAACCAGAGCAAUGCUCUCAUGAUAGACACGGCGCCCACUCCCGACGAAGGCGAAGUGAAGAAGCGAUGGCAAACGUCCAUUGCCGAUGCCCUGUGCGGCAUAUGGGACAGUUCUGGCGAUUCCAGGGUAAACAAGCUAGAGGAUGAGAGAAUGGC